AUGCUCCCAACUCCCCCACCUGCUCGAAGCAUUAGUAGUAGGCAGCGGGGAGGGUGGUCUGGAGAUGGCUUAAUGACCUCUGCUGGUUCCCGAAUUUCAAGCCAGGAUGCCUUUAGAAUGGGUGGUCCCGGACUGCUGCCUUCUUGGCCAGUCCAGAUGGGCGUCUCCGAAGGAUUAUCUGAGCAGUUUCGUGAACGACUAAUGGACCUUGCGUUGGAAUACCUUGGGAGGUACCAGUUGAGCUACCACCGUUUGAUGGUGGUCCGGCGGUACUCUGAAGGCCUGAACCCGAGCCCAGCAGACAAUACCCUAUAUAUCUCCCUUUACACUCCAUCCAAUGACAACUGGGUGAAGGCUCUAGAUGAUAUACUCUCAGCAAUAGAGCCCUUACACUUUACUGGGAGGGUAGAGAUGAUUGACCAUAGAGCCUUGGGGGGCAUGAAAACGUUCUCCCCCAAUACACCAGACCAGCUAGUCCAAGAAUGGGAGCAAAUACAAUCGGUCAUCAUUCGCCGUCUGGACUCCAUUCAAACAAACUGGAAAGCAAUAAUGCUUCUAAAGAGGGGAUAUUGGGAAGAAGUUGCUGUCAAUACGAUAGUGAUCAAAGCAUCCAUCCCAUCAAGAGCGUUGGCAAUCUCUACGCGUGAUCGAGUGGCUUUUGACAUCGACAAUGUCCUCGAACGAUUUGAUCUUCAAGUUGAAAUAGUGAGAUCUGAUCUUAUGUGGGGCGCGUUUGCUGAGACACCAUCUACAGACUCAGGAAACCCCAGCCUUGGGUGGCCAUUCACAAACAUCUACAAUCUAAUGGGGAUGAGUAUAGCCAGAGCCGAUACCCCAAAUAUGACAGGAACGCUGGGUGGUUACUUGUGCUUUACAGACGCUGCUGGUUGCGAACAAUUCCUUGGGCUAACUUGUUACCAUGUCAUCGGAAAAGGCCCUGAUGGUGAAGCUGACUCCGGUAAGUGCGAACUCUAUUACUACAUUACCAUUGGUGACCUUACUGCUAUUCAAGAUAGUGUACUAAUUGAUCACAAGCCAUCCAACGAUUUGGAUCCAAUAACCUCAAUUUUCCAUGCCAAUCCCCCUCAGGCUCCGAUAUACAGGCCGCCAUUGCUUAUAUCACGCAAAAGAUGGGCUCACCCUCAGAAAAUACUGGAGUGA
Molecule: messenger RNA, 1161 nt
Organism: Trichophyton rubrum CBS 118892
Lineage: Eukaryota; Fungi; Ascomycota; Eurotiomycetes; Onygenales; Arthrodermataceae
Exons: 1
Coding region: 1-1161 (386 amino acids)
Source: RefSeq, a predicted model, not a curated record